CUGAAAAGUGAAAACACACAUGCUCUUUCUCCUUUUUCAAUUUCAUCAUUCACUUGCCAUAUCCAUAAUUCUCUAAACAUAGUUCACUCAUGUUGAUCAUUUAACAAAUUUUAUCGUGACACGUUAAGAUUAUCUAUUGUAUCAUACAAUUCUUGUAAACAUGUUUGAUGUAAUUUUUGGGUGGAGAAAAGCUACUAAAUGUAAGAAUUUGAUUAAAAGAGUUAAGUGCCGGCUUAAGCUGUUGAAGAACAAGAGAAGUUGGAUUGUUAAGCAAUUGAAAGAUGACUUAGGGCAGCUACUCAGACAUGGACAUUACCAAAUUGUCUUUGACAGGGUUGAGCAGCUAUUUAUGGAUGAUAAUAUGUUGGUAGUGUAUGAUUUAUUGGAGAAUUUCUGUGAAUUUAUCCUCAUUAACCUUCCAUAUAUCCGGAGACACAAGGACUGUCCAAAUGACAUCAAUGAAGCAGUGUCAAGUCUCGUAUUUGCAUCAGCUAGACUUGGCGAUUUACCAGAGCUUCCGGUGAUAAGGAAGCUCUUUGGCGAGCGUUAUGGGAAGAAAUUUGAAACAUCUGCACUUGAAUUACUUCCUGGAAAUCUUGUGAACUAUCAGAUAAAAGAGAACCUGUCCAUAAAGUCUGUUUCAAAUGAAGUGAAAUAUAGAUUGGUGGAUGAAAUAGCAAGGAUUUGCUUUCAACAAGGACCUUUGCUUCUUGAAUACAGGAAUGAAUCACAACAAGAACAGGUAAAUAAAACCAUUCAUGAUGCUCAAACUGGUUAUAAGGAUGGAGAAAAAAGAUCGAAGAAUUCCAACAUCGCGCCAGAAGCAAAUAUUGCAUCUGUUGAUUAUUCAUCAGCAAUUGAGGAAACUUCUAUAGAUUCAGUGCAAUGUUUCAAGAACAAUGAGCAGGAAAGAGUAUCAACUUCAGCUCGGCCUAGUAAUUCGUCUCAAUCUACAAUUUCUAGUCCUGAGCUUGUAAUAAAAAGGGAAUUUUGGAGAACGAAUGGCUUUAUUUCCAGGCAAACGACAGAUCAAUUAGACGUUGAGGAGUUCGAGUCUAUUCUGAGCAAAGAUUUGAACUUCCAAGAUCAGAGGCUUUUCAUGUUCAAAGCACCUCUCUUUCCCUUAAUAUUAAAGAUGGAUACUGAUAUCAACAUGAAUAUCUUCACCCCACAAAAGAAGAGAUUCAUCGCUAUAAAGAAUGCAUCGAUGAAGGAUCACUUGGAAAGUCAAAAAUGUUGUUUGUUUACAUUCUCAUCAUCAGCAGCAAUGACUGGCGGGCAACUUUAUUUGAGGACAAGGACUAUGCCAGUUGAAAGGCCUAAGGAUAACCUCGCGGACAACUCUCUUCGGUCAAAUUCAUCUCCAGUAUAUGUCCAUCCUAAGCUACCAGAUUAUGAUGAAAUUGCAGCUAUGUUCAAGGCUCUCAAGAAAGAAAAACUGCAAAAAAAAUGCUAGUAGAAAGGAAUUUGAGUGAAUUCAUAACAAAUAGAAUGUGUGUGUGUUUGUUGUGUGUGUCUUUCCUUUUACUUGUUACACAAAAAUUAGUAGAUUUAUGCAUUACAUUACAUUUCCCAACUGUAAAACAUUCUCCUUCAAGGAAUUUUCUGAGUGAAAUAAGUUAGUGUUUG
Solanum dulcamara is the source of this 1629-nucleotide messenger RNA. RefSeq lists its product as uncharacterized. The transcript has 6 exons. The record is from RefSeq and is a predicted model, not a curated record. Gene Ontology annotation, biological process: protein transport. Lineage: Eukaryota; Viridiplantae; Streptophyta; Magnoliopsida; Solanales; Solanaceae. The coding region runs from base 161 to 1456 and encodes 431 amino acids.